AUGGAGGAGUAUUUAUAUAUAAAUGAAAAGGAUGAUGAUAAUAUUCAUUGGAAAUAGCAAUUGGAAAGUACUUGUAAUGAUAUGAAGAAAGAAAUGUGUUGGGCUGAACCUAUUUUAAUUUAGCUUAAAGAAUUAAGGGUAUCAAACAAGUAUUAGAAAUAAUUACAUUCAUUUGCUUAAAGUUAUGAUGAAUAAUCAAUUCCUGAGAUUUAAAAGUCUAUUAAAUCUAGAUAACCUAUAAGGGAAAAUAGAAAUAUGUAAACAAUUAUAAAAAGAACAGGAUUUACAGAAGAUGAUCUAGUUGAAUAUUUUAUCAAACCUAGUAGAGCUUCAAUUAAUUUAAGUAUCUAAUCAAUUACACCAUCUUAUAUUUAUCAUGAGAAAACAUAUAAUUUAGGAAUGGGAGAAUCUUAGGUAAAAUUUGAGGAUUAGAUGUAUUUUUUUGUGCAAAUUACAGAUAAAAUAAAAGAACAUUUUGAUUAACCUAAUGAAUUAGGAAUAAUGAUAAUUCAUUUUAGACAUUCUUUAAAUUAAUAACAUAAAAAUAGUACAUUUUAAUAGUUACAUGAAUAAUUAACAUUAUUUUGUAGAACACUCUAUGAGACUAUUUUAAUUUAUUAUGAUAUGAUAAAUUUAAAAAAGAAAUAUUAAAUUCAUGCAGUAUUAUUAAAUGAAGAGACAAUGCUCAAUUUUAUUGUUAAUUAUGUAAUGUCAAAUGAAGGGAUAUAUAAAGUAAUUUUCAAUUCUUUGUUAAAAUAACUAUGUUAAAUUUAAAAAUAGACAGAAUAAAUUCUUAAACAAAAGAAAGACAUAAGUUAAGAAGAUAUGGAAAUUCCUUAAGACUUUUAAUUGAAAUCAUAAUUAAAUCCUUAUAAUAAAGCAAUAUAAACAUUGUAGAAAUUGUCUAGAAAAUAAGGUCCUUCCUCAAAAGUCAAGGUGAUAAUCAAUUUUUCAUAAUAAAUUCAAUAACAUGUCAGAGAAUCAAAUGAAAAUAGAGGAUCUAGUUUACUUAUGUAAGCUGAUGAUCUUUUGCCAAUUAUCAAGUACAUAUUGAUAAAAUCUUAAAUAUAUGAUAUUGAUAUUCAUCUUACUUAUAUAGAAAAGUUAAUAACUAAUGGGAUGCUAAAUUCUACAAGUGGUUACUAUGUGGUGACAUUAUAGGCAGCUUUAACUUCUUUAAGAAGUAAUUUAAAUUAAUAAUUUAAUUAAUAAAAAUGA
Paramecium pentaurelia is the source of this 1218-nucleotide messenger RNA. The record is from the annotation of a GenBank genome assembly. Lineage: Eukaryota; Ciliophora; Oligohymenophorea; Peniculida; Parameciidae.